CUCAAAUCCAUUUCUUUCUUCUCCUAUACUGUUCAAGAAAACCUAGCCAGUUCUAACUUCUUCCAUAUAACUCAUUAUAAAAAAAAUGUCUGGAGUUUGGGUGUUCAAGAAUGGGGUUUUCCGUUUGGUAGAAAAUCCAUCAUCAGAGCAAGGUCAAAGAAGAAGAAAGGUUUUGGUACACUUACCAACAGGGCAAGUGGUUUCAUCAUAUUGUUCUCUUGAAAGAAUUCUCAAUGGUUUGGGAUGGGAAAGGUAUUAUGGAGGUGACCCUGAACUCUUCCAAUUCCACAAGCAUUCUUCCAUCGACUUAAUUUCACUUCCUAAGGAUUUUGCCAAGUUCAACUCCAUUCACAUGUACGAUAUCGUCGUUAAAAACCCUAAUGUUUUCCAUGUUAGAGAUGUUUGAAUUAAUCCUUGUUUAUUAGAUGUCAUCUUUGUAUAGGAAAGCUAGCUAGGGUUUGUUUUUGUCUUGCUUCUUGGGAUAGGGUUGGUUUCUUCCCGUGUGCUUUGAUUUGGUUGCCAUGAGUCCUAGAUUCCAUUGUUGGUGAGUGAAAUGAUUUAAGUGACUCCUAUAUAUAUAGUUUGCGUUCAUUUGGUUAUUUUAAGUUUUUAGGGUUCAAGAAAUAGUUCCCAAGUAUGGCUGUGGAAUAAAGUAAUUUCGUAUCUUCUUUCGAUCC
Messenger RNA from Nicotiana attenuata, 677 nucleotides. RefSeq names its product flowering-promoting factor 1-like. The coding region runs from base 86 to 406 and encodes 106 amino acids. Lineage: Eukaryota; Viridiplantae; Streptophyta; Magnoliopsida; Solanales; Solanaceae. The transcript has a single exon. Gene Ontology annotation, biological process: regulation of flower development. The record is from RefSeq and is a predicted model, not a curated record.